This is a messenger RNA of Orycteropus afer afer, 871 nucleotides long. RefSeq names its product ventral anterior homeobox 1 (gene VAX1). The record is from RefSeq and is a predicted model, not a curated record. Gene Ontology annotation, molecular function: DNA binding; DNA-binding transcription factor activity, RNA polymerase II-specific. Gene Ontology annotation, biological process: regulation of DNA-templated transcription; neuron differentiation; central nervous system development. Lineage: Eukaryota; Metazoa; Chordata; Mammalia; Tubulidentata; Orycteropodidae.
GGCUGCCUGUCGGCGAGCGCGCCACCCGCCCGUCGCCGCCGACCCACCGGGGCCGCCACAGCCGCCCCGCGGGGACAUUCAUUCUGGCCGCCCGCCUCUCGCUGGGCCCGGCGUGGGGGCUGCAUUGUAGGGGUUAGUCCCUACUUUGCUCCCCCCCCUUCUCUCUCUUUUUUUUUUCUUUCCUCUCCUGUUUUUUUUGCUUUUUGUUGUUCUUGCCUCUCCUAUGUUCGGGAAACCAGACAAAAUGGACGUUCGGUGCCACUCGGACGCCGAGGCUGCCCGGGUCUCCAAGAACGCGCACAAGGAGAGCCGGGAGAGCAAGGGCGCGGAGGGAAACCUCCCCGCCGCCUUCCUCAAGGAGCCGCAGGGCGCCUUCUCGGCUCCCGGCGCCGCGGAAGAUUGUAACAAAAGUAAAUCCAAUGCCGCCGCGGACCCGGAUUACUGCCGCCGGAUCCUGGUCCGAGAUGCCAAGGGGUCUAUCCGCGAGAUCAUCCUGCCCAAGGGCCUGGACCUGGACCGGCCCAAAAGGACACGCACGUCCUUCACGGCGGAGCAGCUCUAUCGGCUGGAGAUGGAGUUCCAGCGCUGUCAGUACGUGGUGGGCCGCGAGAGGACGGAGCUCGCCCGCCAGCUCAACCUCUCUGAGACCCAGGUGAAGGUCUGGUUCCAGAACCGGCGCACGAAGCAGAAGAAGGACCAGGGUAAGGACUCGGAGCUGCGGUCGGUAGUGUCGGAGACGGCGGCCACGUGCAGCGUGCUGCGGCUGCUGGAGCAGGGCCGCCUGCUCUCGCCGCCCGGCCUGCCCGCCCUGCUGCCGCCCUGCGCCACGGGCGCGGUGGCAGCGUUGGCAAUGCGGGGCCCUGCGCCGUGA